Messenger RNA from Acanthopagrus latus (yellowfin seabream), 2232 nucleotides. It is a transcript of the gene cgrrf1, whose product is annotated as cell growth regulator with ring finger domain 1. Gene Ontology annotation, biological process: negative regulation of cell growth. The transcript is spliced from 6 exons. The coding region runs from base 150 to 1190 and encodes 346 amino acids. Lineage: Eukaryota; Metazoa; Chordata; Actinopteri; Spariformes; Sparidae. The record is from RefSeq and is a predicted model, not a curated record.
GAUUGAACGAGUCAUCGUUUUUACAACUUUUAUACCUUCUCGGCCACCGUAGUUGUCGCUGAGGAGUUUCUGUCAUGGCCGACAUGGGAUUGCUGGACUAGGGGGUUUAUUUAAUAACUCGUCUUGCUCUAUGACAUAAAUGAAAUGAAAUGGCAGCGGUUUUCCUGGUGACUUUGUAUGAGUACUCACCACUCUUUUAUAUUAGUGUGGUUUCUUUGUGUUUCGUCGUUACCGCGGCCAUGGUGCUCGGCUGGUUUGGUUUCGAUGUCCCAGUGAUCCUUCGCAGCUCUGAUGACACUGAGUCCAUCCUACCAACCCCUGAGAAGCAAAUGGUUCAGGUGACCAAUCCUUUUGCCCUGGAGUUGGCCUCUGGGCCGGCGUCUGUCACUGAUGGUGUGUCAUUGAAGCCCUGCUGUCUGGAGCCCUGUGUCCUGAGCUGUUUCUGGGGCUGUGAGAUUGGUGCCCUGCAGAGAGGCCUGCAGGCCCACCAGCACGGCUUGAGGCUCAGCACCCUUCAACAUUUCCAGGAGGCCCUGCACCUCCGCUACCACUACUGCCAGCGCUUCCAUAUUGGCAGUCAAGAUGGAAAGGAACAUCGUACACAGGUUCCGGCUGAUAACGGAAUCACUGAUUUUGGGCCGUUGCCAAGGGAACGCUACCCUCUUGUAGCUGUCCUGACACUUUCAGAGCCGGAGGCCAGAGACACGUACAACAUUGUGUCCAGUGUGACUGUCAUUCAUGUUCCUGAUGACAAAUACAGGCUCUCUGCACGGGUUCUCUUUCAGUACCUUCUCACCUCACAAGGAAACAUGUAUGAGUUGAAGCCUCUUUUCAUGUCAGCUGACAGUGUUGGAGCAUCUGGGCCUCCUGAUACAGAGCAAAGUACCCAACACAGUGAACCCAACAACAGGGCCAGCAGAGUGGAGCAGAAUCCAGUGCUGGAGAAAGAGGAGGGCGAGGAGGAGGAGAAGAAGAAGGAGGAGAGGGAAGAAGAGGAAGAAGCAGAGGAGGAGGAGGAGGACUGGUCAGAGGGUAGGGGCAGAGACUGUGUGGUCUGUCAGAAUGCAGCGGUGAACAGAGUACUGCUGCCCUGCAGACACGCCUGUGUGUGUGACAGCUGUGUGUCACACUUCCAGCACUGCCCCAUCUGCAGGGCCUUCGUCCUGGAGUCUUUCACCCUGACACAGUGACCUCCGGCAGAACAAUGACUCCAAACUUGAUGGGCAAGUGAACUGUCAAGAUUUAUUUAAUCAUCAUUAUACAAUACAAGAUUGUAUGAUGAAUUUUCUUUUUGUAAUUCCCCAAGGAGCAUACACACAAAACAAAAACUAUAGUCAUAUUUAUAAACUUUUCAUGGUGGAGUGUUGUUGAUGAACAUACUGUGGCUGGGACAUCUCACUUCGUUGAUGUCACUGAUGCUCUGUAGAUGGGUACCUUUACUUUAAUGCACCUGUUAGGCUGUCUGACACAAACUAUGCUCACAUGAGUUAUAUGCAAAUCAAUUCUACAGACUAACUGUGUACAGUAUACACAAUAUACAGUAUGUAUUAUCUAUCGAAAGAUCGACUAUAUACAGUUUGUACAACCGAAGUCAAACACUUAAAAACAGUGCAAGAUACUUGUGUAUAAACAAGCUGUUCUCAGAGGAAAAAAGGUCCCAGAACACUGUUUUACGCUAGAAAGGUGGCAGGGUAUGCCACAUAAACAAAGUACAAAUGUAUAAAUUGUGUUGUCCUUAGUUUGUUUAUACCUUUUAUUCAGUCAUGAAAACAAAGACGGUUUGUUUCUUUAGUUUGUUAGACAGAAAAAAUUAGGCAAUGAAGAUCUUUCUCUUCUCAUCAACACGUCUUCCGCAGCACUACAGAGUGCUCCUUUAAUGUUCAAACUGAUAAACUUCAUCAUUUCUUGCAAACAUACAGUCAUUCUUAAUUUGAUGCCCGUAACAUGUUCCAUAAAAGUUUGGACAACUUAUGUUUACCACUGUGUUACAUCAUAAUGUAUUUAAAAAAGACUGAACUGAGGACUUGUUGUAGUUUGUUUUGUGUUCUUACUUUAUUUAUAGAUUUUACAUGAGCUACAAAAUUGUUUACAGAAACUUUGCAUCAACAGACUGAAUGAAUAUAUAUGUAUGUUCCUCAUGCUAAUCUUGGUGGUCAUAAUAUAAGCAAACUACGUGAAGUACACAUUGGACAACAAGAUAAUAAGUAAUUAAAUGUGGAAUGGAUUCCUGUG